AUGAACAUCAAGUCUUUUAUUUCCUUGUUCUCCUAUGCAAUUCUUAUCAUCUCUAUUGUGGCAAUUGAGCCUUAUGAAGAUGAGAAAAAAUAUGGUGAAAUAAAGAAAUCAGAGAGAAACAUUGAACAAAGUGACAGUGGAUACAAACAUAGUGUUGCUUGUAGUGAUGGAAUUGUCAUAGACAAUGGUGAAAACAACCCACUAUUUCCCAACUGUGAAAAAGAGGGUGGAAUGGGACACGAGGGAGGAAGUGGAAAGGGGGGUUGUGCUGGAGGGGAGGGUGGUGGUGGAAAAGAAGGAGGCAAAGAAAAAGGGGGUUGCGGUGGUGGACCCCCUGACAUAACUUUUCCUGGUAGUGCAAAUGGGGGCGGCAGUGGAAACGUCAUUUCUAUUCACAACAUCAGAAAGAUGGGCAGUAAUUGGGGACAUAAGUGA
Messenger RNA from Vicia faba (fava bean), 435 nucleotides. Lineage: Eukaryota; Viridiplantae; Streptophyta; Magnoliopsida; Fabales; Fabaceae. The record is from the annotation of a GenBank genome assembly.